Messenger RNA from Parathielavia appendiculata, 763 nucleotides. RefSeq lists its product as uncharacterized. The coding region runs from base 156 to 728 and encodes 190 amino acids. The record is from RefSeq and is a predicted model, not a curated record. The transcript has a single exon. NCBI's taxonomy places the organism in Eukaryota, Fungi, Ascomycota, Sordariomycetes, Sordariales, Chaetomiaceae.
GUCCCCCGUGUGGAUCUCCCGGUAUUCCCACAUGCCCGGGUACAGUUGCCGCAAACAAAACCUCAGGGCCUACUCAGAUAUCACAACCCAUCAGGCGGUAAAGCCCCAAUGUGUCGUCAACCUCCUCUGCAUGUACUGACUGUACAUAAAAGGAAAUGACCAGCAUCGAGGUAUCCCUAGCCCCAACAACCUGUAACAUUAACCAUUCAGCUGUGCUCUCACCUCUCUCAUCUCACUCCUCUCUCCCCGAAAAGGAACAGAAUGAGACAACGCCGGCGCGACAGAAGAAAACAAACUGUUGGUGUGCGACGGAGGACGCAGAAGCGAGGCCAAGACCCUCGAGCCUCUCACAAUGGGGAGCUAUCACCUCGCCCGUCAUUGGUUGGGAUCGGUCGGCUGUCACAUCUCGUAAACGGCGUGAUAUUGGGUUUACCUACACCACUCUGGAAUUCAGCAGAGAAAGAUUACCAAACACUGCGUCCGGCGUCUAUGGAAAAUUGCGGAUACCGGUGAAUGAUUUGUGCUGCAGGCGAGUGCGACGGGAGACUGGUGCCCAUAGCGGGUCAAGACAAGGGGUAGAGAACGUGAUUGAUCUGCUUUGCGCUCCCUCCCAACGCAUGCCACCCCACCUCCGGACUUAUUUGGUGGUGUCGUUCGACCGUAAUCAAAGUGUGUUGUGGCCUAUCACUUGGCUUGUCCCAUUCAUGUCGGCGCGAGAAUGGGAAUGAUGCUGAGAUGGUGUUGUCCUUGAAGCUUGAAGCGU